Messenger RNA from Protobothrops mucrosquamatus (brown spotted pit viper), 1083 nucleotides. Its product is annotated as zinc finger protein 135-like. The record is from RefSeq and is a predicted model, not a curated record. Bases 1 to 1083 code for a protein of 360 amino acids. The transcript is spliced from 2 exons. NCBI's taxonomy places the organism in Eukaryota, Metazoa, Chordata, Lepidosauria, Squamata, Viperidae.
AUGCAGAAGCACAAGUCGGAACUGUUUCUGGAGACCGAAGAAGGUGCUGCCACACCCCUUUCAUUGGUCCACAUUGAGGAAGAAUUUAACUCCUCUCCAUCUUUAUACCAAGGUGAUGGAGUAGCACCAACCAAAGAGCAACAAGACAACAUUGUGUCCCUGGCGAGGCUGCAGUAUAAUUUUGUCCAAGAAGCUAAUCUACCAACAAGAAGCAGCGAGUUUUACCUCACGGGUGAAAACGUCAGCCUGUUUCCUGAGCGGCCCAAAGCCCACCCCUGCGCAAAGGGACUCAUUAAAGAUGUCAGCACUGCAAUUCCACAACAGGGGGGUCCUUUGCCUGUCAGUGCCAGCUGUGACUUACUCAAGCAACAGGGCAGCGGGGUCAUUCCCCUGAGCAGGGGGGAGCAGAAUAACCUUCAGGAUGCUGUGGUCGCAGGAGACAGUUCGCAAAAGGAAGGGCAUCCCAGCAAGAGGUCACCUCCGGAGAGGGAAAGCCACCCUGGGAACAACACGGGGGCGGAAGUUAACCAUCUACCAGCUUCCGAAGUUCAUGAAGAAACGUGUGCCAGAGAAGCGUCCCCCGUGGGUUCUAAUUCUGCAGUGAAACCUCUCAGCCCCAUCCCUGUUACCCAUCAGCCGGUCUCCCCGAAAGACACCCCCAACUCCGGGUGUCCCAAUUGCAGACACCCUUCCGAGGGCAGCGGUGCAAGUCUCGUGGGACGAGAAGUCAAGGCCACCAACAAAUGGGUUAAACUCACCUCCUCUUCUAAAGAAAAGGCUGGCAAGGUGGUGGUGAAGCCCUUCCAGUGCCCCGAUUGCGGGAAAGGCUUCCUUCACCGAUCCAGCAUCCCCCGGCAUCAGAGGCUCCACAAGAAAGACAAUUCAUCUCCCGAUUCAGGGCAGCCGGUGCCCCAACCGGGCGCUAAUUGUGGGAACUCUUUCACUAUGAAGCCCCUUGUAAUCAAACGCCGGAGGCUGCCUGGGAUCGACCAGCCAUUCAAGUGUCUCUCCUGCGAUAAGAGCUAUGGGCAGAGAAACCAUCUGAAGAGGCAUGAGCAGCAGAAGCACCAGGUGGUUGACUAA